Messenger RNA from Myotis lucifugus (little brown bat), 4118 nucleotides. RefSeq names its product ankyrin repeat and LEM domain containing 2 (gene ANKLE2). The coding region runs from base 16 to 2868 and encodes 950 amino acids. Gene Ontology annotation, biological process: negative regulation of phosphorylation. Gene Ontology annotation, molecular function: protein phosphatase 2A binding. The transcript has 13 exons. Lineage: Eukaryota; Metazoa; Chordata; Mammalia; Chiroptera; Vespertilionidae. Gene Ontology annotation, cellular component: endoplasmic reticulum. The record is from RefSeq and is a predicted model, not a curated record.
GGGAGGGCGGUGGCGAUGUUGUGGCCCCGGCUGGUGGCCGCCGACUGGGCAGCGCUGGCCUGGGAGCUGCUGGGCGCCUCGGUGCUGCUGCUCGCGGUGCGCUGGCUGGUGCGGCGGCUGGAGAAGCGGCCGCGGGGCCAGGGCCGAAGCGAGCUCCCUGCCCCGCCGUCCCGCGCGGCCGUGGAGCCUGACUCGGACCCAGGUGCAAUGACAAUGGAUACCAUCUUAGCGCGACUAAAACUCCUGAAUCAAGAUGAGCUCAGAGAAGAAAUUGUCAACGCCGGAUUGAAAUGUGGACCCAUUACUGCAACCACAAGGUUCAUUUUUGAGAAAAAACUGGCUCAGGCUUUAUUAGAGCACAGAAGAACCCUGCCUUCACACCCUCCCUACCAGGCCACCGUGGGAAGCCCGGCAGAGCAGGUCAGCUUUUCUGAAGACAGAGAUUUUGGUUAUGGAGUGGGCUUGAACCCCCCGGAGGAGGAGACCCUGAAGUCUGAGACCUGCUCCGUGGCCUUCCGUGCUGUGGCUGGGGUUGGCGGCCCCAAAACUGUGGAGAGGGCCUCUACUGAGCCGCCUCUGUACUAUGGGGUGUACCCGGCCUACGAGGACUCCCCAGCGAGAAACGAAAGGAUUCAUGUUUAUGAAGAUAAGAAGGAAGCAUUGCAAGCCGUCAAGAUGAUCAAAGGAUCCCGAUUUAAAGCUUUUUCAAGCAGAGAAGAUGCUGAGAAAUUUGCUAGAGGAAUUUAUUGUUAUUUUCCUUCUCCAAGCAAAACUUCUUCACUACUUUCUCCUGUGAAAAUAGCAUCACUCUCUAGCAAUGGUGGGUUAAAAGCAACAGAUGGCUUGUGCUUUUCUGAGUCAGAAACCAUAAACAGAGAGCGAGCAAACAGCUAUAAAAAUCCCCGUACGCAGGACCUCACUUCUAAAUUGCGAAAAGCUGUGGAGCAGGGAGACGAGGACACCUUUUCUGACCUUAUCUGGAGUAAUCCUCGGUAUCUGAUUGGUUCAGGGGACAACCCAACCAUCGUGCAGGAGGGAUGUAGGUACAAUGUCAUGCAUGUUGCUGCCAGAGAGAAUCAGGCUUCCAUCUGCCAGCUGACUCUCGAGACGCUGGAGAACCCUGAGUUUAUGCGGCUCAUGUACCCAGAUGACGCCCCGGACAUGCUGCAGAACCGCAUUUGUUACAUCCUUGAUCUGUACCUGAACACGCCCGACAAGGGGGGCAACGACACACCGUUGCAUUUUGCUUGUAAGUUUGGGAAUGCAGAUGUGGUCAACGUGCUUUCUUCACACCCUUUGAUUGCAAAAUGCCCCCGGAAUAAAUGUGGUAAAACACCUGAAAAUGUUAUUUGUGAAAGAAGCAAAAAUAAAUCUGUGGAACUAAAGGAACGAAUUAGAGAAUAUCUAAAGGGUCACUACUACGUGCCUCUCCUGAGGGCGGAGGACACGUCGUCCCCCGUGAUCGGGGAGCUGUGGUCUCCAGACCAGAUGGUGGAGACCUCUCACGUCAGCCAUGGUGGAGGCAGCCCCAGAGACCCCGCCCUGAUCCUGAGAGCCUUCGCAGGGCCCAUGAGUCCAGCCAAGGCGGAAGAUUUUCGCAGGCUCUGGAAAACCCCGCCUCGGGAGAAAGCAGGCUUCUUCCACAGGGUCAGGAAGUCGGACCCAGAAAGAGGCAUGGAGAGAGCGGGCAGGCACCUGGCUCACGAGCUGGGGUACCCCUGGGUCGAGUACUGGGACUUUCUGGGCUGUUUUGCUGACCUGUCUUCCCAGGAGGGCCUGCAGAAGCUGGAGGAAUACCUUGCACAGCAGGAAGUGGGCAGAAAGGCCCAACAAGACCUAGGAGAAAACGAGGCUUCUACCUUGGGCUGUCGUGGGAAGUGCAGCAAUUCCAUCUCUGUGAGGGCCUUUCUCGAUGAAGACGGUGACAUGAGCUUGGAAGAGAUUAAGAAUUGGCAGAACACAGCUCGAAACAACAGCCAGCCCACAGUCAGGGCUUCCAGAGACUCGGGCUGCGACAUCCUUCCCUCGGAGCAGAGGACGAACCUUAUAGAAGACGAGGUGCGGCCCUGUCCCCACAGCAGCAGGAAUGGCUUCUGCAGCCCCCUGAGCGGUGGCCAGACCCAGCGUGGGAAGAGGACAGAGGCCGCGAGCGGGGAGGAAGCCCUCUCGUCACCUGUCUCUGGCUUGACUGUUGAGUUCGACAAGCUCAAAUUGCAGAAUCUAGGAAGUGGGUUUUCCGAGACACCAAAUAAAAGUGUGAAAACGAGAGAUGAGAAGAUCCUGGCGUCAGGAACGGAAGUGGUGGACAGUGACGUGGUCGAGCCUUCUGCUGCCGACAGACUCGGAAGCAACCAAGCAAGGACGGAAAGCGAGAUGUCAGCGGGCAUUGCAAACCUGUGCCUGGGUCCCCGCCGCCCCAGCCAUGAGGCCCAGCACAGCUGCACCUCUGCGUCCUCGGAGCCCUUGGGGGUCGCCGCCAGGAAGGAGCCUGUCCGGAGGCUCUUCCUUCUGGGGGAGGAGCCGUCCAAACUGGAUCGCGACGUCUUGGCAGCUCUGGAGGGUGCAGACCUGGACCCUCAGCGGCACCCUGCCGUGCACAGGUGGAGGAGCGCUGUCCUGGGCUACCCACCCUCCGACAGGCAGAGUUGGCCGAGCCCCUCGAUAAAAGGGAAGUUGACAUCUCAGCUGCCGGAUCUCGAUUGCCCGACUAGCUGCAGCCCAGGGAGAAGUGGUCCCGCAGGCGGCAGCCCCAGGAAGCCUGGCUCUGUCCCCCACUCCCCCCGUUUGGGCAGCCCGGGGCGCUACAGCCCUGCCAACGGGGGCCACCUCCGCAGGAUGGUGCGCCUGGCCCAGCACGCAGCCUUGUAGGCUGUGCGUGUGCUGGGCUCUCGCCUCAUUAACGAAGGCUAAUGUGUGUGUUGCUAAAAUUCACAGAAAAAGGAUAUAUGCUGAUUCAUUUAUUAAUCCUCAUUUUGAGAGUAAGAAUUUUAGAAAAUGCAAAUGUUUCAUGUAAAACAUAGAUUUCUGGCAUUUUGAGAGAAGUUGAUGAAAGCAAACGCGGAUACCAGUUUUCUGAAAACUGAACAUGGUCAUGAUGCAGACCGGUUACAUCCUGGUGCGCGUGGGACGGGAGCUCGCUGCUCGCAUUCCCACGAAUCCCAGUGGGUGCCGGAGGCGGUGAUGGCCAUGCAGGGCCAGCCCCUGCCACAGCCAUGCUCACUUCAACUCCGUUCUGAAAACGAAGGUGAAUUUUGUUCACCUUCCUUUUCAGGGAGGGUUUUUCACUUUUGGGUUCUCCUUGGUUAGAUGAAUUUAAAGCUGUUCUUUCUCUUGGGCAAAAUCUGUAGCCAUUGGGAGGCGAGUGGUAGGCAGGACUCGCCGCAGCAGGAGGUGUUUCCGCCAGCACUGAGCCGCGUGUGCUCUGCUGCCAGUGCAGUGGGGGUGGGGUGACCUGUAAGUUGUUCCCUGGUUUUGAAAUUAUCUCCUAUUUUAGAAUUCACUUCAGUUGGAGUUCCUUUAUAACAUGUCACCUUUUAGUACAGAAACUAGAGGGCGACUUUCGGCAGGUUUGAGCCUGGUUUAGUUACUCGAGUGUGGUUUACUUUAAGGGUCCUCCGUCCCCUGUCUGUGUGCACAGGGUGUGGGGGUCACCACAGCUCCCCGGCCCAUACCGGAUGCCCAGGGACAGAAAACUCUACCUGUGCUUUAACUGACUCCAGUGCCUUUUGUAAAUCAUUUUUUAUUUUUUCUGAGCUUGUUUUUGAGGAUGUACAGUGAUACUAAGUAGGUGUGAGAUUCUUUUUCAUUCAUAAAAAUUGUUAUUUCACACGAUAACAAGAGGCAGGUCAGGAAUAUUAGCAUCAAGAUUUAGAUUUAAAAAUUCUAGUGGUUGUUAACAAGGUGUUUUCACAUCUAGUGUGGCCAACAAUCUAGAUAGAAGACAGAAAAUAACAUUCUAUUGUAAAAUCCAAUGGCAUUUUAAAAGGCAUCUGUUCUCAACAGAAGUCAGAAUGCAGAUAUUCACAGUGCUGAUCUGUUUUUCCUGGAUCUUACCCUACUGUGCUGUAUAUUGCUGUAAAUAUUCAAUGAGAUUAAAGUAGUGUUUUUGCUGUAAUCUU